This is a messenger RNA of Colossoma macropomum (tambaqui), 995 nucleotides long. RefSeq names its product granzyme M-like. Gene Ontology annotation, biological process: proteolysis. The transcript has 4 exons. The record is from RefSeq and is a predicted model, not a curated record. Bases 88 to 891 code for a protein of 267 amino acids. Gene Ontology annotation, molecular function: serine-type endopeptidase activity. NCBI's taxonomy places the organism in Eukaryota, Metazoa, Chordata, Actinopteri, Characiformes, Serrasalmidae.
UUUGGGUGGUGGAUCAUUCUCAGCACUGCAGCGACGCUGAUAUAGUGGUGGAUUAGGAGGAAGCGUCUUUCAUAUGUGCUUCUGCUCAUGUUCUCAAUUCACAAUUAUAUUUAUUCAUUAAAAUUUCAAUUCUUGUCAAAACAAAAAGGACAAAGGUUGACCUCAAUGAUUGUCAACUCCUUGCUGUACCUUAUAAACUCUUUAUUCUGUUUAGGUUUGGUAAAGUGUGUGGUGUCUGUGAACAAAUGUCAUGAGUCCGAGAGACGCCAUCAUGUGUGGGUGGUGUAUGAAUCUAACACCAAAAAGUGCGCCGGAACUCUCAUCCACAAGCAAUGGGUGAUCACUGCAAAGGACUGCUAUGGUGGGAUAGACGGCGCAUUGAAAGUACAGCUGCAUGAUCAGAAGCAGCCACUGGCCAUUAAGAGUAGUGAUAUCCUGAGCCCUUUAUAUGAGCCCAUCUUGUUGCUGAAGCUUCCAAAGCCUGAGAAAGACAUCGAGCCUGCUGUGCUGCCUUCUGGAGACUGCAUAACCCCACGUGAGGGAGAUGGACUGCAGGUUUCUGGCUAUAGUUUCAAAGCUGAAGGAGUUUCUGACACAAAUCUGAAGUGCUUGGAUGUUAAAGUCAGUGAGUGUGGAGAAAUGCCUGACUUUACAAAGUCUAAGAGAAUCUUCUGUGGGGAACGCACUGUUUGCAAGGAUUCAGAGUGCCAGGAUGAUUAUGGUUCCGGUCUCCUGAAGAAAGUAACGGUUUCAAAAAAAUCUUUCUUUAAGAAGGAGAAACAGGCAGACAUGAUGUUCGGAGUUCUCAUUGAAUCACAGUCUAAUAAAUUUAUUUUUGUUGACAUAUGUUAUGGACCAAUAAAGAAGUGGUUGGAUGACGUUUUGAAAUAAACCCCUAAGAGCUGCUAGCUCUCCUACAGAUGUACAUAUCUAAUGUUUUAUUACUUAUCUGUUUCCUUUCCAUCGUUUAUUUGAUUAAAAUGUUUCUAUUUGCU